Molecule: messenger RNA, 717 nt
Organism: Ricinus communis (castor bean)
Lineage: Eukaryota; Viridiplantae; Streptophyta; Magnoliopsida; Malpighiales; Euphorbiaceae
Product: sm-like protein LSM7
Exons: 6
Coding region: 187-516 (109 amino acids)
Biological process (GO): mRNA splicing, via spliceosome; nuclear-transcribed mRNA catabolic process
Cellular component (GO): U12-type spliceosomal complex; U2-type prespliceosome; Lsm1-7-Pat1 complex
Molecular function (GO): RNA binding
Source: RefSeq, a predicted model, not a curated record
GUGUCGUUUUAGUAACCCUAAAAUCUAAAGUAAAAGGAAUUGCAACCGCCUGUGCUCUAAGUCGCUCGCUAUUAUUCAUGUGCCAGAGAAAGAAGCUGAAUUGGUACCCUCAAACUGUCACUUGAGACUAACGCAUCUUAUUUCAAUCUCUAAGAGGGCUUCUCAGAUUUCUGUUCUGGUGUAAAGAUGUCAGGGAGGAAAGAAACAGUACUGGAUUUGGCAAAGUUUGUGGACAAGGGUGUUCAAGUCAAGCUCACUGGUGGUAGACAAGUCACAGGGACUCUGAAGGGAUAUGAUCAAUUGCUAAACCUUGUCCUGGAUGAAGCUGUGGAAUAUCUAAGAGUUAAUUUCAUUGCUUCUAAUUUGAUGGCAGACCCUGAUGAUCCUUUGAAGACAACUGAUCAGACCAGGCGCCUUGGACUAAUAGUAUGUAGGGGAACUGCAGUGAUGCUUGUAUCUCCAACCGAUGGUACAGAUGAAAUCGCUAACCCUUUUAUCCAGCAAGAUGGGGCUUAGACUAUCUUCUGUUCAUUUCUCAAAGCUGCUAACUUUGGAUCUUUAUGCUAUUCUAGCUUGUACUUGCUCUAAAUUUACUUUGCUCCGCCAACUGCUGUAAAAAUAGUUAUGCUAGUCCUUCAAAUUUCUGUACCAUGCGGCAUUUUAAAACCUUGGUUAUAAAAUUUCAAUACAGUUUUAGCUCUCUAACAAUUUUAAUUA